CAGAGCUGCAAGGGUGCCAAGCACGCAUCCAGGCUGAACCCACGUCGUGCGAACGAGCACCAGGGCCUGGUGAGGGAGGGAGUCUGAGCCAAGGCCAUGCCCUUGAGGGUAAAGGCUACCGAAAAGGCGCCCUGAGGGCUAACGCUGUUGGAGGCCUCCUCCCAGGCUCCGGGCUGCGCAUGCUGUGUGACCUUGGCCCAGCCUCUGACCUUCUCUGGAACUUCAGUGUCCUCGGUCUGUAACGUUGGCAGAGAUGGUCCCAAUCCCUGAGGCUGGGUGUCUCUGCAAGUCCAGAGCUUGCAAGGGGUUAAGCUCCGCCUGCUGACUCUCACUGUGCUCUCGCAGAGCCCCCUCCUUCUGACAAACACUUGUAGGAAAUCGGGCUGGGCGCUUCCUGCCCAGGCGAGGCGGCCUCAGCCGCAGCAGGGGCGGGGAGAGGUGGGGAGCGAUGCUGCUCCGGCUGGCAGAGCGGCCUGGAGGCGGGCCAGGGCGCCAUGGAGGCGGGGGGCGCCCCAGGUUUGGAACAAAGACCUCAUGGGCAGGUCCCCUGAGCCUGGGCCAGCAGGACGGCGGUGGUGCCCGAGAGAGGCUGCAGGCAGCAUGGCCAGUACUGAGACGAGCCGGCAGUGACUCAGGCGCCCACGGUGGCAGCUCUGUCUCCUGAGGAUGAAGUGGCCCGAGUGGAGCACGGGCUAGGCCCGAUGGCCAGCUCCAGGACGGAGGUGCGCUGGGCCGAGCCCAGCCUGGGGAAAGGGCCCCGGCGGCGGCGCUGGGCCUGGGCCGAAGAGGAAAAGGAUGCCAAUGGGAUACGGGUAAAAGAGGCGCCCUUUCCCAGUGCCACCAGCCCUGAGCUCCUGGAGGACUUCCGGCUGGGGCAGCAAUGCCUGCAGCCACCAGCGUGGGGCCCGGACCCCCCACCUGCUGAACGCCGGGAUUCCCAGUCGGGAGAGUCUGCGGGAGAGGACUUUGAAGUAGAGGAUGUGGACAGCCCAGAAAGUUCCACCUUGCCUCUCAGCUGGCUCCCCCAGCAGGGUCCUCAGCAGGUCAUGACUGAAGGGGAGCCGGAUGAGACCCUCAGAGGUCCUGAGGUGGAGGAAGCCAGAGAGAGCUCCCCAAGAUUGGGGCAUGAGACUGGUCUCAGCUCAGGGGACAAUGGAAACACCAGCCCCAUGGCUGUGGGCUGGGAUCAGGAUACAGGCUGGGGGGCCUCUGGCAAACAAGCCAGUAGAGACAAACUUCCAGAACAUUCUGAGGUCAACCCAAUGGUUGACUUCAGCUCUGCAAGGUCCUGGAGCAGUGGGACCGUGAGCCUUGACCACCCCAAUGACAGCCUGGAUUCUACCUGGGAAGGAGAAACUGAUGUCCCCCCGCCCACUGCUCCAGAAGAAACUUUACCACAGAGCUCCAGCCACCACCUCCGAAACCCAAACGCCAGGAGCGUUGCUCUGGCAACCCCCACGGAAUUCCAGGACUCCUCAGGACCCCAGACCCAGAGCCUCCAGGGUCCAGUGGACAAGUGGAAAGAAACUACCAGCCCCUCCUGCCCUCAGUUCAGGGACCAAGCCUGGAAACAGACACGGACAUCACCUAAGCCACUACCUUCUCGGUUCACCGGCUCCGUCAGCCCACCGAACCUGCCUAGGCCGGCUCGGCAAGGCAGCCUGCCACCCAGGCAGGGGGCCACCUUGGCUGGCCACUCAUCUUCUGAUGCCCCCAAGUAUGGCCGGGGGCGGCUAAACUACCCGCUCCCUGAUUUCUCGAAGGUGGGACCCCGGGUGAGGUUCCCCAAAGAUGAGAGCUACCAUCCCCCCAAGGCCAGGAGCCACGGCAGGCAGCCUCAGGGCCCGGCCAGGCCACUGAUCUUCAAAUCACCUGCUGAGAUUGUACGGGAGGUACUGUUGAGUAGCGGCGAAGCCUGCCUGGAAAAGGACCCGCCUCCUACCCACCCCAUCACCAGGGUACCCCAAGAAUUUCAGACUCCUGAACAAGCCACCAAACUGGUCCAUCAGCUCCAGGAGGACUAUCACAAGCUACUCACCAAGUACGCAGAGGCGGAAAACACCAUCGACCAGCUGCGCCUUGGGGCCAAGGUGAACCUGUACUCGGACCCGCCCCAGCCCAGCCACAGCAUCUGUGCAGGGACAAUGCCCCAGGGGACCAAGGUCUUGUCCUUCACCAUCCCACAGCCCCAGUGUGUGGAGCGGUGGUCAGGGCCUGAAGCCCGACAGGCCUCUGGGGCCUCAGGGUGGCCAUCAGUUCAAAGAGACCCGAGCCCCUCCUCAUCUGCCCCAGGGUGGCUUGUGGGGAACACAAGCGUCACCCAGGACCUGCUGUCAACAGAGUGGACCGAGGAGAAUGCAGGCGUCGCCCAGGACCCGCUGUCAGCGGAGCAGACCCAGGCGCUGGCUUCUCAGGCCAGCCUGUUCCUGGCCAAGGUGGAGUCCUUCGCAGCACUGGUGCGGGCAGGCCGGCUGACGCCCCAGGACCAACUCAAGGGCUUCCAGCGGCUAAAGGCUGCCCACGCCAUCCUGGAGGAGGAGUACCUAAGGGCCCGCAGGGAGCAGCAGCUGGCUGGCCCCCGGGGGACAACCGGGACAUUUGAUCCCAGCAGGGCACUAGAUGAGGAGAUGCUGCAGCUGGGCAUCCACCUGGAAGAGCUGAAGGACCUCGUGGAGCAGAGCCAGCUGGAGCCCCAGCGACCCGGGUCAGACCGCACUCCGGACAGGCCCCCAGCCGCGGCCUCUCCACACCAGCCAGCGCACCCACCUUCUCCUUCCGGACAAGCCCCCACACCUGCCGCCCACACCCUCUACCCUCAGCCUGACGCCACCAGCAGUGGCCCCUGUCCAUCGCAUGUGAACGAGGAGCUGAGCACGGCCAGCAGUGAGACGGAGGACGGCCCCCUGGGCCUCCCGGCUCCAAUCAGGCACAAGGAGCUGCAGGUGGGGCGGGACUUCCAUGGCCUCCUGGAGCGGUACCUCAGCGUGAAGAGCCUCCCAGAAGCCAUGAAGGUGGAGGACGAGGAGGAGGAGGAGGGAGGGGGGGAGGUGGACGAGCAGGAGGAGGACGGACAGGGCCAUAUGGUAGCAGUUGAUGGACCAGCUCCAGCUCCACGGAAAUCAGAGGCCACCAGGAUCCCCAUAAGGCGGCUUCCAGCACCGGCUGAAAGAAGUCACAGGACCCCCCUCAAGGACUCUGUGGAACAGAUGGUGUCUGCCACGCCAGCGGGCUUCCAUGCACCCCUGGCCAGAGAUGGCUACCUUCAGGACCAGGAUGAAGCUGAGGCAGCUCCCCUAGGCCCCAGCAGGCCACCUCACCCUCGGGGCACCCAGACCUCCGCCUCCCACCAGAGCAGUCUGACCAGCUUAGAGGGAAGUGGCAUCUCUGAGCACCUUCCCCAGAAGUCUCUGCACCAAGCUGGUGGGCCCCACCUGGAGGAGCCCUGGAUGGCAUCCCCCGAGACAGACAGUGGUUUUGUGGGCUCCGAAACCAGCAGGGUGUCGCCCCUCACCCACACACCAGAGCAUCGGCUCUCGCACACCAGCGCUGCAGGAACAUUGGCCCAGCCCUUCGCCACAUCUGAGCCCCGGGACGCAAUCUCUCACCCCCAGACCGCGGGCCCUCCAGUCCCCAGAAGAUCUGCGGAGCCCAGCACACCCAGGAGGCGAGCCCAGAGGCGACCCUCUGGCCAGGACAGUCCUCUGCGGCAGAGGGCACCCAGCUUCCGCCAGGAGCAGGUGCCAGUGGCCCAGAUGGUGGUGCCUGGCUCCGAGCUGGAGGGGCGGCAGCGGAUUUCGGAGCAGCUGGCCCGCAGCGAGACAGUCAGCCCGCACCCCACCUCGGGCCCUGCCACGGCCGCUGUGCCCCGGGGGCUGACGGAGAGUGCCCGCACGGUCCUCCUCACCAGGACAGGGCGAGACCAGGCCAUCCGGGAGCUGCAAGAGGAGGUGUCUCGGCUCCGUCUGCGGCUGGAAGACAGCCUGCACCAGUCGCCUCGGGGCAGCCUGAUAGGCCCCGUGUCCCCCUUCACCUACCCCGCCCGGGCCCGGGCCCAACCGGCAGACUCCUCAGCCGCCUGGGGUCCCCACUGUUGCAGUAAAUCCACAGAGAGGCUGUCUGGUGAGCCUGCAGGUGCAGAGCAAUCUGAGCCCAUGGGAAGGCGGCGAGCCAGGUCCUCCUCCGUGCCUCGGGAGGCGCCCCUGCGGUCCCUGAGUUCCGAAUCUGAGCCAGCCUCCCCGCAGCUGCUGUGUGGGAGGAGCCCGGCCUCUGAGGACAGUGUGCAGGCAGCUGGCGGCGGACCGAGAAGAGCGGGCGGCACCCGGCGGCCAGACAGGGUCACCUUCCGGGGCCAGUACACAGGCCAGGAGUACCAUGUUCUGACCCCCAAGAUAGUCCCAAGAGGCGGCGGCACAGUCUCCUGUCCCCACUGCCGACUCUCGAGGACCCAGGACUCAGGUGGUACUGUCAUGAGGGACCCCCUGGGACCCGCUGCCACUGACACCCUGCGAUGUCCCCUGUGUGGUCAAGUCAGGUCCCCGCCAGAGACGGAUGGCCCAGACUCAAGCACCUCUGGGCCAGAAAACGCUGCCCCAAGGAGGAACACACGCUCACACUCAGCCUCCAGCCCCUCAACGCGGAGCAAGCAGGCUGGAGCCCCGGCCCCGCCGCCCUCUGGACUGUGGUAUCUGGCUGCCACGCCCCCAGCACCGGCCACUCCCGCCUUUGCCUACGUCUCCUCGGUGCCCGUCAUGCCUUAUGCGUCGGCUGCCAUGUACUACGCACCUCGGGGACCUACCUCAGCUCCCUCGCCCCAAGCUGCCGCUGCCGACUGGCCCCCCUCCGCCUCCUCCCGGCCGGCCCGGGGGCACCGGCACUCCAUCCAGCUGGACCUGGACGACCUGGAUGAGCUCCACAAAGCCCUGAACCGAGCUGUGCGGGCUGCCGAGAGCAUCCGCUCCACCACCAAGCACAUGAGCCGCUCCCUGUCGGCCGACCUGCGCCAGGCCCGGAGCCUCCGGGGCUCCUGCCUCUUCUGACUUGGCCCUGGAGACUCAGACACAGACGGGGGUGGGGGUGGGCAGCCCGCUCCGUCCCCCAGGCCGGGAGUCGGCGGGAGCCAGUCCUUUGGGCCCUGUAGACCCCUCUCGAGGGAGCUCUGAGCACUGGGGUGCUGGCGGGGGCAUCGGGAGAAGGAACUUCCCGGGGGACCCCCCCUGGGCCUGAGGCCACCACCUGCCUGGAGAAGAGCCUCCUGGCCCUGCACUGCCCCCGUCUGGCUAAUAAUAUGUAUUUUAUAUGCA
Messenger RNA from Suricata suricatta (meerkat), 5300 nucleotides. It is a transcript of the gene AKNA, whose product is annotated as AT-hook transcription factor. Gene Ontology annotation, cellular component: centrosome. The coding region runs from base 702 to 5036 and encodes 1444 amino acids. The record is from RefSeq and is a predicted model, not a curated record. The transcript is spliced from 22 exons. Gene Ontology annotation, biological process: epithelial to mesenchymal transition; neuroblast division in subventricular zone; neuroblast delamination. Lineage: Eukaryota; Metazoa; Chordata; Mammalia; Carnivora; Herpestidae.